Linderina pennispora is the source of this 808-nucleotide messenger RNA. RefSeq lists its product as uncharacterized. The transcript has a single exon. Gene Ontology annotation, molecular function: transmembrane transporter activity. Lineage: Eukaryota; Fungi; Kickxellomycota; Kickxellomycetes; Kickxellales; Kickxellaceae. The coding region runs from base 59 to 487 and encodes 142 amino acids. The record is from RefSeq and is a predicted model, not a curated record.
CGGGCUGGGCGUGCACAACGCCGCGAUUAUCCUGGGUGCAAUCAACGGGGCGUCGGCCAUGGGUCAGUUUGUGGCCGGGUAUGCCGCAGAUGUGGUGGGUCCGGUGAACUCGCUGCUGCUGUUCACGUUCAUUUCGACGCUGUCAAAUGCGAUCCUGUUUGUGCCAACGCUCACUUUCCACUCGCUGCUCGCGUACGCUUGCCUGUGCGGCAUGUCAAUAGGCGCCGCAGACCCGCUGGCGGUCAUGGCGGGUGUGACGCAGUUUGGGCGGUCCCGUGCGGCAUCCACCACGGGCAUGAUGUACGGAUCAGUAGGGUUCCUGGUCUUGAUUACGGCGCCCAGUGCUAGAGUCGUUCUAUCGACCAUUGGCGGCGGAGAGAACUACCGGCCGGUCUAUGUGAUGAUUGUGGUUAUGUUUGCGAUGAGCACACUGUUCCUGCUUGCACUGCGCCUGCGCAUCUCGCGCCAGCUGGUUGUUCGAGCAUAGAGCUUGUAUCAUUUUAGAAUCACCCCCUUUUUCCAAUACCCGUAACAUUUCGCUUUCUUACUACAACUAUACAGGGCAACACCGAAAACUGUGGCAAAAAAUAAAAUAAAACGCAAUAGAAAAGUUAUACGCCUUCCUUAAUCCUCCUGCCAUGAGCACGCCAUCUACAUCCACACCAACAGCAGAGGUGACAGCCAAAGAAACAGCCACAAACGAUGCGUCUGCCAAACCCACGGCGCCAGCAGCGCCAGCCACGGUGCCAGCAACCAAUGCAGCCACAGCAUCCAACGGCAAGCCCACAGGCGAAGGCGGCAGUGAGAC